This is a messenger RNA of Eucalyptus grandis, 1531 nucleotides long. Its product is annotated as abasic site processing protein YoqW. Gene Ontology annotation, biological process: DNA damage response. Gene Ontology annotation, molecular function: single-stranded DNA binding. Lineage: Eukaryota; Viridiplantae; Streptophyta; Magnoliopsida; Myrtales; Myrtaceae. The record is from RefSeq and is a predicted model, not a curated record. The transcript has 8 exons. The coding region runs from base 177 to 1259 and encodes 360 amino acids.
GAAUCCAACGGCUCUCGUCAAGUUUCCACGCUCCUCGAGAAUGGACACAUACCAGAACCGCCCUCGUUUCUUCUUCCCGCUCUUUUCACUUCGCAGCUCGGAACUGCUCACGGCGCACCCGCUCGUCCUCAUAGCAGAAUCGACGGGGAGAGAGAGAGAGAGGGAAGGGGGGGAAGAUGUGCGGAAGAACUCGUUGCACCCUCAGGCCCGACGACAUCCCUCGCGCCACUCAUCGCGGCGGUCAACCCUCUCGUACCAUCGACUUGGAUCGGUACCGCCCGUGUUAUAAUUUUUCGCCGGGAUGGAAUUUGCCGGUGGUGCGGAGAGAAGAGAAUUCAGAUGGCGAUGAUUACGUGGUCCACUGCAUGAAGUGGGGGUUGAUUCCCAGUUUCACCAAGAAGAACGAGAAGCCUGACUAUUAUAGGAUGUUCAAUGCUCGGUCAGAGUCCAUAAAUGAAAAGGCUUCAUUUCGUCGUCUCAUUCCCAAAUGCCGGUGCCUUGUGGCCGUUGAAGGAUUCUAUGAAUGGAAAAAAGAUGGAUCCAAAAAGCAGCCAUAUUACAUUCAUUUCAAGGAUGGUCGUCCCCUUGUUUUUGCUGCUCUGUAUGAUUCGUGGAAGAACUCAGAAGGUGAAAUUAUUUACACCUUUACCAUUCUCACAACUUCAUCAUCGCCAGUUUUGCAGUGGCUACAUGACAGGAUGCCCGUUAUUUUAGGUGACAAGGAGUCAACUGAGAAAUGGCUGGGUGGCUUGUCUUCUUCCAAAUUUGAUACUGUGCUUAAACCAUAUGCAGAGCCAGAUCUGGUUUGGUACCCUGUGACACCUGCUAUGGGCAAGCCAUCAUUUGAUGGACCAGAAUGCAUUAAGGAGAUCCAACUGAAGAAAGAGGAUAAAAAUAUCAUUUCAAAAUUUUUCACAAGAAAGGAAAUCAAGAAAGAAGAAGAAUUUAAGGGAGAAGAGAAAAGUUCUCAUCAGGAUUCUGUCAAGACGGACGUGCAUGCAAGCUUUAAAAAAGAGCCUAAAGUUGGAGACUGCAAUGAAUUCUCAUCAGCGGCUGAUGAAUCUGGCAUUGCUAAACAUCUUGAUGAUGCAACAGGACAGGGCCAAGUCAAAAGGGACUACGAGGAGUUCUCAACUGAUCCAGAUCAAGGUACGUACCAAACAGAUGUGACCCAAGCAAGUCCAUUGAAGAAGAAAAGAGAGGUUAAGAGUAAUGAAGAUAAACAGCCGACGCUAUUUGCAUACUUUACCAAAAGCUAGUUUGGACGCAUUAGUGAGAUUUGCAGCUUCAUUUACGUCCCCUGGCUGGAUAAUUUUGUGCUAGUUGUAUAGUUUGUCAAGAGCUUACUUCCAUUUUGUUGUUGGAAAGAGGUGUAGCUUGUACUGCCGGGUGAUUGAUAUGUAUAUAAGGUGCAUUUUGCAGGGACAUGAAAAACCAGAUGAAGUUGUAAGAUCUUUGGGGUUGCAUAGUACCAUUGUUAGCUGUGUUUUUGUUUGCGACAGAAUUCUGAGCAAAGUGUACACUAUUUUUA